CAGGAGAGCAUUGGACGACAACAGAAACAGGAAAUGGAGUAGACACAGGAGACAUUGGCUCAGUGUGACACGACAGUGGUCCAGGACUGAACGAAAUAUCUCCAUAAGGCUUUUAGCUCUUGUGGUGAAUUGUUCCAGAAUAAUCAAGCAGCAAGGAUGAUUGUUCCAGUGUUGUGGCUGGUGUUAUCUAUCACACAAGCUCAGUGGCAUACUAAUGUCUGGGACAACAGGCAGGUGAUAGUUCAUCUCUUCGAGUGGAAGUGGGAGGACAUCGCUGACGAGUGUGAGAGAUUCCUGGCUCCACGAGGCUAUGGUGGCGUCCAGGUGUCUCCGCCUAACGAGCACGUGGUUGCACACUUGGAGGAGAAGCACCGUCCCUGGUGGGAACGCUACCAACCUGUCUCUUACAAGAUCGCUUCCCGUUCUGGCGACGAGGCUACCUUCAGGAACAUGGUUACCCGCUGUAACAACGUCGGAGUCAGGAUCUAUGUGGAUGCUGUUAUCAACCACAUGACUGGUGGGUGGCCCAGGGGCACACCAGCCACCGGUGGCUCCCCCUUCGAUGCCCAGGCUCUCUCCUAUCCAGCCGUGCCCUACUCAGCCAAGGAUUUUAACAACGAUAUCUGUCCCACUGCUUCUGGUAAUAUUGAAACCUACAGCGAUGGCAAUCAGGUUCGCAACUGCAAGUUAGUAGCGCUUAAUGACCUAAACCAGAGCAGUGAGCAUGUGCGCGAGAACAUACUAGGUUACAUGAAUACACUCAUCCAGUGGGGCGUGGCCGGGUUCAGGAUUGAUGCUGCCAAACACAUGUGGCCAGUUGACUUGAAGAUUAUAUUUGGUCGGCUAAAGAAUCUCACCACGACUUACUUCCCUAAGACAGCCCGCCCCUUUAUCUUCCAAGAGGUCAUCGAUCUAGGUGGAGAGGCCAUAACAAAGAAAGAAUACACUAGUAUUGGUCGUGUGACAGAAUUCAAGUAUGGUAAGUUCUUGGGAGAGGCUUUUCGUGGACAGAAUCAGCUGCGAUGGUUGAGAAACUUCGGUGAAGGCUGGGGCAUGGUGGAUCGCCAUGAAGCUCUCGUCUUUGUUGAUAACCACGACAACCAACGAGGUCAUGGAGCGGGGGGUAACAUGAUCCUCACCUUCCGUGACUCCAGGUGGUAUAAGAUGGCAAACGCCUUCAUGCUGGCGUACCCUUACGGCUUCACCCGAGUCAUGUCUUCGUACUACUGGGAACAAAACUUGGUCAAUGGCAAGGAUAAAAACGACUGGGUAGGUCCACCACACAACGACAACUCUAACAUCAUCUCUCCCAGCAUCAACGCUGAUGACAGCUGCGGCAACGACUGGAUCUGUGAGCACCGCUGGAGACAGAUCUACAACAUGGUCCAUUUUCGUAAUGUUGCUCACGGCACUGACAUGAAUGACUGGUGGGACAAUGGGAGCAAUCAGAUUGCCUUCUGCAGAGGAAAUAAAGGUUUUAUCGCUAUAAACAACGACAGUUGGGACCUCAAGGAAACCCUGCAGACGUGUCUGGGUGCUGGGACAUACUGUGAUAUUAUCUCAGGCAGUAAGGUGAGAGGGGUGUGUACAGGCAAGUCCCUCACAGUACACAACAACGGUGUGGCCAACGUCACUAUCCUCACCUCUGACAGUGAUGGUGUUGUCGCCAUACACGUUAAGUCCAAGCUGUGAGGAAGCUCCCUGUUGUUAUGAUGGUGAUUGUAACCGGAGUAUUGGGUUGAGUAGUUCACUGCACUGCACUCCAGUACCAUAUACGGACACCUUUGCCACAAGGAAACGAACUAAUUAAUCACAAAACUUCCACCAGUACACUGAUAUAUAGUAAUGCCUAACGUCGCUUCAUCGAACAGGAACCAAGAAUCGUGAAGAAAGUUUGAAAUCACAGGCCUACUGGCAACGAUAUGUCAUUAAAAUUAAUCCAAUCAGCUUGUGGUUGAUGCCUAUUGAGUCAGUCAUAAGUUAUUAUCCAUACUUAAUUUGUACCGCCGGAGCUGCUAUUUUAUUGUGUAUGUACAGCUAAUCCUGCGAGCGGUAGUGCAAAAUAACAUGAUUACAGGUCACAGUGGGUCUUUUCAGACACACUGGGCAUAGUUAAAUCUUUAAAAAUAUUAGUAUUUUCAUAUUUUAAUAUUUUUUUUUCACAUAGCUAAUGUACAAACAAUAUGUGGAUAUCAACUCAAGAAAACUAAAAUAUUAUAAUAAUAAUUAUCAUCAAGAAAAUUCGAGUAUCUUAUUACCAUUAAAAUCAUUGAUCAUUUACCAGGUCACUCGUCUAACCAGUGCAAAAUGUGGAUACAGUCGCAAGACUUCAGAUAUUAACAAUAAAGUGGUUUGCCAUUUUCUGUAGGGCUUACCUGGAGG
Molecule: messenger RNA, 2382 nt
Organism: Cherax quadricarinatus
Lineage: Eukaryota; Metazoa; Arthropoda; Malacostraca; Decapoda; Parastacidae
Product: pancreatic alpha-amylase 2a5
Biological process (GO): carbohydrate metabolic process
Molecular function (GO): alpha-amylase activity; cation binding
Source: RefSeq, a predicted model, not a curated record